AUUGUUGCUUUUGAACAUCAGUUUUAACGCAUUAAGCGCACCUCUCUCAAAACACGCUUACACAAAUUUCUUCGGUCGUUCGCAUCAAUGGCGUUCCGGAGAGUAGUCGCUCAGCGCCUCUUCGGCGUGUCCAGAAUGGCCGUAACUAACUGUCGAGUUUCGUCGCCCUGCACGGCGGCGCAGUCGAAGGUGUUGAAUCAGGCGGGGAGUAGGAUCGCUUCGGAUCCAGGAGAUUAUUACGGUUUUAUUUUCCGGCGAUACAUCCACCGCCACUCGUCGUCGCUGUCGCCGGGGCUGAGGUUUCUGCCGACGGGAGAGAAGCUUGUGGAGAAGGUCAGGGAAUUGGAUAAUGCCAGGAGCGGCAGGAUCCGGCUGGAUGGCUUGAGACUGGCGAAAGAGGAGGAAGAGGCUGCGGCGGCGGCGGCGGCGGAGGAGGAGGGGAAACAGGUGUUGAAGGAUGCUGUGAAGAUAUUGCAGCUGUCUCAGCUUGAGAUGGUGAAGUCGAGCCUGAAGAAGGUAGAGAAGGAUUGCGUUUCAUAUCCAGAAUUCGUUGAUAUCUGCGCGAAAGCAUGCGCAAGCGUCGAUGAUGGAGUGAGAUUCGCUAAAAUGCUCGAUCAAUCGGGGAGUGUGAUUGUUUUCGGGAACACUGUGUUCCUCAAGCCUGAAAAGAUAGUGAAAGCUAUCCAAGGCCUAAUCCCCGGGGCGGCGGCGCCACCAUUGCUGACGACUGGGGAAGAUUCUAGAAGAAAAGAGCUGCAGAAAAUGGAAGAGCAGAAAGCAGGGAUAGACAGGCGCGCAAGGCAGGCGGUGCGGAGGGAGCUCUGGGGAGGAUUGGGGUUCCUGGUGGUGCAGACGGUGGCGUUCAUGAGGCUGACAUUUUGGGAGCUCUCGUGGGAUGUAAUGGAGCCGAUCUGCUUCUACGUGACGUCCAUGUACUUCAUGGCAGGGUAUGCGUUCUUCCUGAGGACAUCAAAGGAACCUUCAUUUGAGGGAUUCUUCCAUAGCAGGUUCAGUGCCAAGCAGAGAAGGCUUAUGCAGGCCUGCAAUUUUGAUGCUCACAGGUAUGACAUGUUGAAGAAGAUGGUCUUGUGAUUAGUACUAAUUAGUUAGUCGGGGAUUUUUAUUUCUUUAGGUGUUUAAAAUAAAAUGAGAAAAAAAAAAAUUAGAAUUGAAGAAAAUUGCAAUGGAAUGAAGAGUGACGAAGAGUUGUUCUAAUUACAAUUUUUUUGUUUGUUUGAUUUUUAUUUUUUAAAAAAUUCUCGGAUGAAUAGGUUGUUGUUAGGGUGAGCGUGUGAAUAUUUGCGGCUCGUGUAAACAUUAUAUUGCUUACAACAAAUGAAAUAUUUAUGUUUUAAUA
Molecule: messenger RNA, 1357 nt
Organism: Andrographis paniculata
Lineage: Eukaryota; Viridiplantae; Streptophyta; Magnoliopsida; Lamiales; Acanthaceae
Product: calcium uniporter protein 2, mitochondrial-like
Exons: 2
Coding region: 88-1092 (334 amino acids)
Biological process (GO): mitochondrial calcium ion homeostasis; calcium import into the mitochondrion
Cellular component (GO): mitochondrial inner membrane; uniplex complex
Molecular function (GO): uniporter activity; calcium channel activity
Source: RefSeq, a predicted model, not a curated record